AUGGUUGUUUUCUGCAGUUUUGUUCCCAUGUUUGGAGAAACUGAGUAUGAUCCAGUUCGACAGUUCUCCUCUGUUUCUAUAGAGGAACAGCUUGAUGCUCUUGGAAGAGCUGUUGAUGCUGGUAAGAUCAGAUACAUCGGACUCAGUAAUGAAACACCAUAUGGUGUCAUGAAGUUCCUUCAUGUUGCAGAGAAGGAUGAUCGGUACCCUAAGAUAGUAUCUCUACAGAAUUCAUACAGCUUGCUCUGCCGAACUUUUGAUUCUGGAAUGGCUGAGUGCUGUCAUCAUGAGAGGAUAAGUUUGCUGGCUUAUAGCCCCCUGGCAAUGGGCAUACUGUCUGGGAAGUAUUUCUCUUCUGAUGGUGGCCCAUCCGAUGCUCGGUUAAAUCUUUUCAGAGGGAGGUAUUCAGAAGGUGAAUUUCGAUAUAACCUAUCCAGGAAACAAUUAAAAUCAGCCACUAUGGAAUACCUCAGUAUUGCUGAAGAAUAUGGUCUUCAUCCUGUAUCUCUUGCAAUUUCUUUUGUUUUGAGACACCCUCUUAUUGCAAGUGCCGUAUUUGGAGUUACCAAAUCAUGGCAGCUUCAAGAGGUUCUUGACGCGUGCAAUGUUGAACUCACAGCUCAAAUUAUUGCAGACAUCAACAGAGUCCAUGCUAAGUUUCCCAAUCCAUGCCCUUGAUUAAUGUGAAAGAUUUCUACAUUCCUUUUCCAUUUGAAAAGUUUUAAAAUUAGCCAGCACAAUCCACUUGUCAUGUUAUCUCUUAUGCUCUAAUAUGUUGGGGAAAAUUUUGGGAGGAAAGCUCAGACUUCAAGUAAUCAAAGAUUAACCUGGCAGCAUACGGAUGUCCUAAAAUUUUUGGCCGGUUAGGAAUCAUCAAAUUUUAGGUGAAAACAUGUGCUGAUGUUUAGAUUUUGCCAUAUCGAUAUGAACUUCAGCUAUUGAAGCAUGUAUUUCUGUCUGCCCCCUCUCAAAAAAAUUGCUUGUGAUUUCGCAAUUUACCUUUUAACCAUAUGGUGUUAUGCGUUUUUUUGUGCACUUAGAACUUUGAAAACAGGGAAAAGCCUUGGAAACCAAAAUAAAAAAGGAAAAAAAAAAAAAUCCUUAGAACUUUAUUAUCUAUGUAUCUUUGCCGGUUGCAUUCACAACAACCGUAAGUUAGGUAGAUGUUGGCUUGGAUCUAGUAGGAUGUUAUCAUGAUUGUUGACCAUCAUGAGUGGACUCAAAUGGUUAGCUUAGCAUUAGUGGGAAUGUUAAUCUAGUUGGUGUUGAUCUUUUCUUCCCUCCAGUUGGAUGUUGACCAUGUGGAAUCAAUGAGUUUUCCAAGAAAGAGAUCCCUGCAGAAGAUGCGAAGAUAGCUAAAACCUGAUUUCAAGAGUCAAGACCUGGCGGCUGCUGGCUGCAUUGUCAACCUUGCAACUCAUGGGUUUGAAAGGAAAAAUAUGUAAUAAGAAUAUCAAAAUUGACUUGAUUUUAAUCCGUUCUAGAACUCACUUAGCUGAAAAUUAAAGACUAGAGAAGACC
Rubroshorea leprosula is the source of this 1521-nucleotide messenger RNA. NCBI's taxonomy places the organism in Eukaryota, Viridiplantae, Streptophyta, Magnoliopsida, Malvales, Dipterocarpaceae. The record is from the annotation of a GenBank genome assembly.